AUGUCGAUGCUAACUCCUCCCACUGGUCAAGAAUUAUACGAUCCAUUAAGUCAAAAUGUUUGGCGAGUCGUGCUAGCGCUUGUUAUUUGCAUCAUGAUUAUUUUUAAAGUUGGAAGGCAAGUUAGAGGUAGGUUUUAUAUGUUCGUUGAAGUCUUUUAUAUACAAAUAGUUUCUCCAGCGGGCUGUUACUGUUUCGUCAUAGUAUGCUACAUCGUUCUCUUUAUGUCGCUUUGGUUGCUUCCAUUUCAGACAUCUGACAUGUUUCACUAAUAAAGCAUAUGCAUGUGUUUUACACAAGCACACACAUGUGUUUUUACAAAAAUUGCUUCUAUUGUGAAAAUUAUACAAAAGAAGUUGAAAAAUUCGCAACUUGAAAAAGUAAUAGUCGGGUGAGUUACUACUUCGUGUAAGGAACACAUAAUAGUUUGAGGUAAUUAAAAGUAGGUGAAAUAGUCAGAUGGUGUUAAACUGGGGUUAGGUUAGGGUUAAGGUCAGGGUUAUGACUAACUUUUAUGAUCACACAUACCUUCCACACAUUAAAUCUAAGUUUAUAAAAUGCAUGAAAACAUACCUACAUUUAGUACAUUACUUUUUUUGAAAUUAAUAACAUACACUUAAUGUCUGCUCCCAAGGGAAAUAGGUAGUUUUGUUUUCCCGAGAGUCUCAUCGAAACGUCGAUAGUUUCUGAUACAGUAGUUGUACUAUCAGUCGAAACGUCGAUAGUUUCUGGUAGUUGCACUUAUGUCUCUAUCACACCGCGGCUGUCUGUUAUCGGCGCUACCUACAUUGGCACCGACCGUUCGAGAUUGUGGCUUAUCCAGGGAUGGGCGAUGCCGUGAUAGCAGCUUUUACCAUUACCCGGGCCAGUAGAGGUUAGGAGCGGGGAUGGGGAUCAUUAUUAUCAACACACACUGCAACACCUCCCCCUCGACCUCGAACAGGUCACAUGAAGUAUAUACCAUCAUUUUAUGAGGCCGCUGACCAAAAUGAAAGAAUAUCGCAGGCUCAGAAGUAUCGAAACAAUCGGUAUUUCUUGAGAGGUUAGGAGCGGGGUUGGGGUUGAGUUAGGGGUCAACCUGAUACACUAUAAUAGCAAUCGAUAUUUCUUGCCAGUAUCGAUACUUUUCUUCAAAACCCUGGUAUCGAUAGUAUCGGGUAUUUGGUAUAUCGUUAUCGGCCCAUCCCUAGGCUUAUCAUAUACUUUAAGUAUAACAGACAUUACACAAGAUACGCACUUCAUUUGGACGGUGUUGUAAGGGUGUAAAAUUUACUGAUCCAAAUUUUCUGUUACCUUACCUAAAACUGUUAAAAGCUGGUGUUUGAAAUGACUGCGAAUUCGUGUGUAUAUUUAAAGCUAUUAAAGAAUAUAGAAUAUAUGCGGGCCAAAAUCUGCUAGCAGGAUUAGGGUGAAUGCUUCCCAAAAAAGUUUGAAAUGGUUUAAACUCCUAAAGAAGAGCUUGGAAAUGUAUCUGAAAUUCCCGUAUACUAUUCAUGAUCAUUUGCGUGCGUUUUAUACUUCUAAAUUCCAGUGCACCAACUUAAAUUCACAAGUCACAACUUUGUACAAAACGCAAAAAUUUGAUGUAGUCUGUUUACUGUUUGUGUCUUUUCGAAUUAUGAUUUCGUUUAAAUAUUAUUGCAUGUAUAAAAAAUACCAUCCAUAUAUGAGGCUAAUCUCAAUAUCCGAGCAGGAAGAUGAAGGGGAUUUCUUGUAUGAUGUACCGACUAUUAAUAUUACCAUGUAUCUUACAAUCAGUUUAAUUAAACCAUAUAAGAGCUGGAUGCUUACUAUGAGUUCAGCACUUCUAAAUUUACGCAAUUUAUGCAGACUGUUAGUGGCGUUGUGUAAUUUCCAAAAUAAUUCAAAAUUAAUUCUGUGCAAUAUAUCAAAUGUCAUAGAAUAUUCCUGUUUCUAUAUACUCGUUGCAAGCAAUUAUGAGACUGCAUAUGACGUUGGUAAAAGAUUCCUCAAAGUUAAUCAUUUAGUGAAAUGGCUACCAAUUCCUUGUCAAGAAAAAUUACCGACCAUAGAUUACAGUUACCGAGCGUUCUAUCAAUCGACUAAUUUACCGACUGUUUCACUGAAAGUGUGGGCCACCCUCCCCCGCACACUACGUCCCUGAUUAUCGAAUACGUAAGAAAGAAAUAUUUCUCGAAGAAUUCCGACGCCAUCUUUAUGUACAUUUCCCCGGGGGUUGCCCGGGGGGAUGAUGACUGGAAUAAUUGAACCAUACAUUAGUGUUUUGUUAUAUAGCGACGAAAAAGAAAUCAACAACGUUCAUCAUACUUCAAAGCCACAAAAUAGAAGACCUUUGACUUUGUUUGAUGUUGAACUGUACCUCACCGUGCACAAAUCCUUUGUCUCAACUUCAGUAAAUAUUAUUCAUCGUCGUUGUAGUUUCAUCUCAGCUAUCCUUAUUGGACGAUUACUUCAUUAUACGAAUAUACAAUGAGCUCAAUCACGUGACCGUGCAUAAAUUAACAUAAACUCAGACAAAAACAUAAUACAAUGACUUCUGUUCAGUUUCCAGACCAUCAUAUCUUGAUAGACUAUGCGUUCAUACAACAUUUGCAUUUCACGAUAAAAGUUUAAACGAUUUUAAAAUUGAAAGAACCUACUUAAAUGGUUUCAGCGACAUUUCCUGUUGCCUGUUGUGCAUUUUUCUUCUCUUUUAGAUUGUUUAAAUUAACCUGGGAAAACAUAGUUUAUAAGACUUGCAGCUAGCGACAGGAAUUGCGGCGACCACUCAUUGGUCAAUAAAUAUAGCUCUUAUGUUCUUUGUUAUUACGUAAUUUAAAUUAAUGUCGAGAACCGCUGCCUCAAAUGCUUUAAUUGAUAAAAUUAUGGCGGGAAACAGCGCAGCGUUCUCCUCAGUCUAACUUCUAAGGAAAUUUCUUUAACUGACGAAAUUUGCACCCCUUUAAGGAUGUUUCUAACUCUCCUUCGUUUGCGCAUGAUUAAACCAGAUUUACGCUAACGACUUUGGAUGUAGAUAAAAAAUUGAAAAUACCACUGUUCGAUUCAGUGAAACAAUAUCUCCUACUAAAUUCCUACCGAUAGUUUUAGUCAAAUGUCAACAUUAUAGCGAUUUAUGACCUUUGAGAGGUCAAGCGGCAUAAUAUUUCAUUAAAUUAGACAAUUUUCCCGAACAAUGUAAAUACAGGUAUUACUAAAGCUGCAUUCCAGUUACGCGUUUUUCAUAUGUGCGUACACGCACGUAAAAGUUGAAUUCGCUUUACAUCCUACUUAUGAAAUAACUAAAUUUAUAAAAGCCAUUAAAAGGACAGCAUUCAGUUUUGUGUAUGAUUUAAUGUGUAUUUGUUAAGGUUAUUUGCACUUAUAUGAAAUUUUAAGCGAAUUCGACUUUUACGUGUACGUGUACGCACGUAUGAAAAACGCGUAACUGGAAUGCAGCCUUAAGCCAUAGCGUGUGGCACGCGCGUGCGAGUAAAAACCCGAUAUUUUGAAAAAUUCAAAAUAAAUAUUUCUACUUGCCGUAUUCAAACGAAACUUUCUACAUGAAAGCGCUUGCAUGUUUUGCAUACAGGGAGCAUUUUACUCCUAUUGACUUGGGGCGAAUUCUGAACAGUUUAGAAGAUAUUCAAGUUUUUUUUCGAUAUCGUCACUCAACACUCAAGCGAUAAAACUGAUAUCGCCUCGCCCCUCACAUGACUGCCUAUACACUGCCUCGUCCCCAGUCGCUUAUUAAUCAGGAGAAAUGAAAAAACCGAAUAAUUAAGAGGAAAACGAAUAAUUAGAAUAAUUAAUGACGAUGGGCGCGCGUUUGCGCGCUCGUCCUUAGUUGCGGGCGUGCGCCUUUAUCGGGCUUGCAGUGCACGCGCUGAACUAUAUAUUACUGAUAUUUAAAUACGUUGAUCUCAGUUAAAUUUGAUCUACAUAGAGGAGCCUGUGGAGGAGGCAGGCCUAUACAUAUCAUACUCCAACCCAUUGUUAAAUAUUUAUAUUUUCACCAGGUGAUUAGAAAUGCACAUAAUUAUAUACAAUACACAGUUAAACCGUAUUGCUAUUUUGUAAUAUUUCAUAAUAUAUGCUUAUUGCAUGUCUGCAAAUGCUGCAAUUCGAAUUCCAUCUUUUGUAAACAUACAUGACGCUUCUCUGUUCUCGUUUGUUAUAUAUAGUUUUAAAAAUACUGAAAAUACUAAUAUAAAGACUUGCUUGCUCAAACAGCAGGCUCAAAGCAAUUGAAAGCUGAGGCAGCGGUUUUCAACAUUAAUUCAUUUAUGACGUAAUAUAUCAUAAGAGCUAUAUUUAUUGACCAAUGAGUGGUCGCCGCAAUUCCUGUCGCUAGCUGCAAGUCUUGCGAGUUACGUCGCCAUUUUGUUUAUUUAUGUGGCCGGUCAGGGCGGACAACAAUUUUUCACUUGUUUCCCAGCGGGAUACAUUACAUGCAUCUACGGCCACGUGACCACAAAUCAGUCAGUCACGUUUGGCGUUCACCCUAGCUACAUAACAAUUCAACAAUAAAAAGCACUAAUGUUUAUUUUUGCCAUUAAUUUGAUUUUGUAAAAAAGAUAAAAUUAUCGUGUUACCAUGACAACUCAUAUUAGUUGCCGCGAGCACGAAUCUGCAUUCUGUCAAGUUGCAGUACUUCAUGUCGAAACAAAGAUAGCAAAUACAGUAAGGCGAGGUUAAUGCAUGCAUGUAUUGCCUUUGGGCAAUACUGGAAAAUCCUGCCUUGUCAGUAGCCAAUCAAAUUGGGCGAUUCACAAUUAAAACAAAUGCUUAAUUGGCAUUUAAUAAUAAAAAUUAUUUAGUAAACAUUACAAAACAUAGUUGCCGCAUAAUUCAAUUGAAGGUCUUUUAAUCACUAUACGUACUGUCAACCUCGUUUUGGAUGUUUCAAGCUAUGACAAAAUAACUCGUUGUGUUUUAAUAAAUAAAUUUUAUAUUUUUUUCUCAGCAACCUUGAAGACCGUUAGAGCAAAAAACCACUGGAUCAAAUGGCAGACUGAGGAACUUCAAGAAGAUCUAACAUACUGCCAUCCACGAUGGCCUCAGGAGGCAAGAGCAAUACAAAAUAAAAUCAAAAUAAUUAAUAAAUUAAAAAUAUUCAUUGCAGAGGAUGCAUGGUUUUACUACGAUUGGAUCGCUUUGAUCGUUAUGAUUGCUACACUUGCUUUGCAUAUCGCUUACUACAAAGUUGAUGCAAAUGAUGACAUAAGAUUUGCAUAUACUAGGAUUCGUAGUAUUGCCAGUCUUGUUGUGUCUCUUCGUUUGCUUAAAGAUUUGAGAUCAUUUCCAGGUAUCGGUACCCUUAUCAUAAUCCUUGGUCAAACUAGUGAUGACUUUAUCAACUGGGCAUUCUUGUUCUUUCUAAUUUUCAUUCCAUUUUCUGCAUCAUUUUGGAUCAUUUUCGGCGGCCCAUCACUCAAACCUGUAUUGCAUUAUGAUAAACCUGCCAGUUUAUUAUACUCUGUCUUCAGAAUGGCCGUUGGUGAUGAUUUUAAUUUGGAAGGAUUGGUUGCAGCAGAACCUGAUAUGGCUCGUAUCUUGACAGUUAUGUAUGUCACAGCUGAAUGA
This is a messenger RNA of Paramuricea clavata, 5542 nucleotides long. The record is from the annotation of a GenBank genome assembly. Lineage: Eukaryota; Metazoa; Cnidaria; Anthozoa; Malacalcyonacea; Plexauridae.